AUGAAUCGUCGCCAUCCGCUCCCUGAUUCGCUGCUGGAUAACUUCGCCACUCUAAUGCAGGACUGCAACAAGCUGGCAACCGGGCCGCCGCAGCAGUCAUCCCACUGCCCCACAGUUCUCACAUCCAAGUUCCAGUGCUUACAUGCAGCAAUCCGCACGUACUCUGCCGCAUUUGAGGUAUCCGCUGGUGUCUUCCGAUCGGCAGUCCCAGUUCACGUCGAUCAGCUCAAGACGGUUUUCUUGCCGGCGUUGCUGAAGACCAUCGUCCGCUUGAACGAUAUCCUGCUCUGCGGCGGCCCCGGGCGAGCGGAUGGCCCGUCCUGUAACCAGCUCGCGCUCCGCACAUUGCUCGACGCGGAGCAGACAAUCAACCAGAUCGAGGCUCUGAUGGGCCCACUCUGGACGGCGGUCUCGUCGAUGUGGAAAAGCAUCGAGAGUCUGUAUGGCGCGUAUGUCGAGCUGCUCCCUAUCUGUGGAAUUCUCGAGCAAGUCGACGUCGUCGAGCCGGUUAGAGGUGAUCGAUCUGUCCGGAUAAGCGCGCUCAACGCCACCUGCGCCCGCGCGAGGGCCGACAUCCAGGGGUUCAUCCAGUGGCUGGAUCUAUCCGACUUCAGAGUCCUCCAAGACGUGUGGCAGUCAAAACUCUAUGACGAACUCCACAAGGCAGCGACGCAGGCCCUUCCGGCGACGUUCCGAGAGUUCCAAGAAACUGACGAGCAUCAUGUAUUCUUUCGACAAACUUUCCCCGACUGCAUCUUGGUCGUGAGGCUACUGGAGAUCUUGAUACGCAAACUGGCGGGGCCGGACAACAAGGAACUUGCGCAAAUGCCCACCGCUCAGCAUACGGCCCUCCUCAGAGCAAUCUCCCCCAUGGCUAGAGGUCUCCUCGACGAUAUGGACAGCAUCACCUACGGGGCUGACUUUCGCCCAAGACCAGCGGCGGCGGUCGCUGCCAAUGUGGCCCGAGCAAACAAGGUCUUCAUGCAGUACUUCGAUCUGCAACAACCUCAGCCGCUCCCAGAUCAUCGUUCCGGGAUGGCCUUUCGAGACUGGUGGAUGAGCUGGAAUCGACUUUUCGAUCUGGCCCUCGCGCGCUUUCAUGAUAGCCACUACCAAGCAUUCCUCAAAUUGGCAUCGGUUGAUUACUAG
Puccinia triticina is the source of this 1149-nucleotide messenger RNA. RefSeq lists its product as uncharacterized. The coding region runs from base 1 to 1149 and encodes 382 amino acids. The record is from RefSeq and is a predicted model, not a curated record. The transcript has 3 exons. NCBI's taxonomy places the organism in Eukaryota, Fungi, Basidiomycota, Pucciniomycetes, Pucciniales, Pucciniaceae.